AUGAAACUGACACUGCAAGUGGUCCUGUCAUUUGUUCGAAACGAUUGGCCUGAACAUCGAAAGAAUUGCAAUGCGGCAACCAAGUUGUUUUGGCAACACAGACAUGACCUCAGUGAGUGCAACGGCUUGAUACUCAAAGGCGAACAAAUCGUGGUUCCUGCAUCCCUACAGUCUGAUGUUCUUAGACAAAUUCAUGACGACCAUUUAGGCAUCUCCAAGUGCAUCGAAAGAGCCAAGUUAACGGUAUACUUGCCUCGUUACACGGAUCAAGUGACAAAUCUGGUGGAAGGGUGUGAUAAAUGUCAGGAACAUAGGCAUCAAAAUCCAGCACAGCCAUCAUAUCCGGUUCCGAUUCCGGAAUAUCCAUUUCAGAAAGUUGCCGCUGAUUUAUACGAAAUUCGUGGAGUUCAUUAUUUGUUGGUCGUAGAUUACUUCAGUAAACGGCCUUGUGCAGUGCCUCUGAAAACUAUCACUAGUGCGUCAGUGAUUACUGAACUCAAGUGUUUCUUCAUUGAUUUUGGUGUCCCGGAGCAACUUGUGUCGGAUAACGGGAAACAAUUUGACUCCGCGGAGUUUCGUCAGUUCUGCAACGCUUUAAAUAUUCGUUUUACAACCUCCAGCCCUGAAUACCCUCGCUCCUAUGGAUUAGUGAAAAGGAUGGUACAAACGGUGAAAGAGUCUUUAAUCAAAUCUCAAAGUGAAGGAAAGACCCUAUUAGAUACAUUCUGUCAUUCUGCAACGAAGAAAUCUCAGGGCGGAUUAUUGCUCACACCCCAACAGCUAAAGUCAAAAAAUUUAAGCGACACAUUCGUCAAAGAGAAAUUGGAACAGCGUCAAGCCACUCAAUUCUUUCACUCUGUGGGCUUGAAAAAGUAUCUCUCUCCCCUGCCAGUUGGCAAUCCGGUUCGUGUUCGUGUUUCUAAAAAAUGGAUCCCCGGAGUGAUUCAGUCCGUGUGCUCAGAACCAUAUUCUUACAUUGUGUCAACUACCUGUGGUCGCUUGUUUCGUCGUAAUCGGCAAGCAAUCAACUUAGACAAAUCGCUCGUUCGACAACGCAGCACUCAGCAGAAGACAAGGGUUCCAUCAAUUGAAUCGUCACGAUCGGCUGUCUCAAUCGAUCAACCGAUGCGCAGGUCAAUCAACUUUAUGGAGGAGUGGCAGUCAUCUUCAAGUGUUCCCGUUUCAACACCGACACCGAUUAGAAGCCGUUCCAGCUCAAUCAAUCCUACACUAUCGGAGUUGGGUGAUCCGGAAGAUUUAAUGUUGGCGUUCCAUGGUUUUGAAUCGGCGGUUGUACGACCUCCAGUCGCUCGUGGUCGUCCUCGACGCUCCCAGUCCACGGAAGUUGAUUCGGUUUCGUCUCCAUCGCAAAGAAUUCAGUCGUCGUCGGUGGAAACUUCAGAUAUUCGUGGGACUCGCUCGGAUCGAGAAUAUGGCGCACGGUCCCGUCAUUAA
This is a messenger RNA of Daphnia pulex (common water flea), 1455 nucleotides long. RefSeq lists its product as uncharacterized. The record is from RefSeq and is a predicted model, not a curated record. Bases 1 to 1455 code for a protein of 484 amino acids. NCBI's taxonomy places the organism in Eukaryota, Metazoa, Arthropoda, Branchiopoda, Diplostraca, Daphniidae. The transcript is spliced from 2 exons. Gene Ontology annotation, molecular function: nucleic acid binding. Gene Ontology annotation, biological process: DNA integration.